GCGGGCAGAGGCCCCGCUGGCCUUCACCACUGCCGUCCGCCGAUAAUUUAGCUUUUCCACGCGAACUUUCUUUCUUUGGCGCAGCUUCCUUCUUCCUCUCGUUCGGUUUCUCUUUGUUUCUCUUGAGCUCUGGUAUUCUCUUGUUGUCCAAGGCCUUGAAGGGGUAAUCUCGUUUGGUUUUUGGCUUUCUAGAUAGGGGGAAAAAACUUUCAUCAGAAUAGACUGUAAUAUUGGACAUCAUGAAACAAGAUAGUGAACCUUCAUUGGGAGAAUUCAUGAAGAUUUCACUUGAAGGAUUUUCCUGGGCUGAAAAUAUAUGCCAAAGAGUUGAAAAUAUAUGCACAGAGAAUAACAUGGUUCAGAAUCCAGGAAAAUAUGUCAAUGCUGUUGGUGAACACUUCAAAAAGGUGAUUCAUACUGUUGUAAAUGACUUAUGCGACCAGGCUGAUGAUGUUUUAGAACUAUUUUCUGAAAUAACUUCAGGGCAUGCUUCCCUGGUUAAGUCUUCUGGAAAAAUGGGUGAAGAGCUUAUUGGCGAUCUUUUACAUGAAAAACCCUCUUCUUGUAUUUUCGGAGAAGAAACUCCAUUGAUGGAAACUUUAUCUUUGGAACAUGAUCAUGCACCUAAAGUUUUGGGAAAUUUGAGCGCAGGGUCUGAAAAGAGUACCUCUGAUGGGACAGUUUUUGCUGCAAGUGAGCUGGAUGAAGCUUUUUCUUCCACAGUGGAUUCACUUUCAAAGCAUGGAGAUAGUACCAUGGUACAUGAAAGAGCAAGGGUAGAGAUUGACGAGAGCAUUUUCCUUGAAAAGUAUGCUUGUGAUAGGUUUGAAAGAGCUCGUUCUACUGAAGAUCUUAGCCAGGCCCAGGUUAGAUUGCAAAGUGAACCACAGUUUUCAAACAAAAUGGAGGUUUCUACUGGUAUGCUUGUGGAAACUCCUAUGUUCGGAGCUGAAGGAUUGAAUUACUCAGCUGAGAAUUUCUCUAAUGCAGCUGCGCUCGAUGUUAAUUUUACUCGAUCGCUAUCGCUUGCUGAAGCAAAUUCACCCAUGACCCAUAAAAGUACUGUAACUGGUGAGCUAUCACCAUGUUAUUCAAUUUGUUUUUUGGAUUUAGAAUCCUUGGAAGCCUCAUGUCAUUCGGAAUCUAAUGGAAGUAAACUUACAUGGAGAAAAGGACGUAAUGAGGGGGAAUUCCUGACAAAAAAUGCUGCAGAUUUCCAAGAAAAUUUAAAUAUAAUUAGCAGGGAAGAGUUUGGCAACUCUUCCAUUUUCAAUCUGAAGAACGAAGACUUAAACGACUUUGAGGAUGUAAAACUUGAAGAUGAUUUUGAAGCAGUAAAGGUUGAGAAUGACUGGGAUGAGAUGGUAAUGGCUGAAAUUGCCUUGAUUUCAUCUCAAGUGGCAAAAAAAGAGUCAUCCAAGGUAAAAAAACUGAAGAAAAUGCUUACUUCAAGAUGGCGAGCAUCUAGGGGAAGGCAGCUGGUGACUCAUCAAGCUGAUCAGCAUUCAAAGACAUCCUUAGACUCUGAUUGGGAACUAUUGUAAAGAGUCUGAUAGACUCUUUACAUACAAAUAAUUUGCCACAGAACCUGAUCAUCUCUUUUCAAGCUAAGGUUAGUCUAUCUUUAUUUCCCACUGUAUUGUGUAUUUGGCUGAACUUUGUAGAUUAGUCGGCGCCUAUUCAUGGCCUCCUAACUUGGUUUAUCUUCUGUUAAGUAUAAGGAGGUACGAGUUUAAUGUUAUAAAAAAUUAAAGAACACAAAGUAUUCUUGCUGAUGUUAAUUUUUAAUCAGCAUAAUUCAAUAUUUUACUGGACUUAUCAUUUUAUAUCUUCAAAAAACUAUUGCUUCUCUUCAUA
Messenger RNA from Dendrobium catenatum, 1857 nucleotides. RefSeq lists its product as uncharacterized. The record is from RefSeq and is a predicted model, not a curated record. The coding region runs from base 240 to 1544 and encodes 434 amino acids. The transcript has 6 exons. Lineage: Eukaryota; Viridiplantae; Streptophyta; Magnoliopsida; Asparagales; Orchidaceae.